UUGUGACGUCAUCUGGCUGCGCGGCGGAGAGAGGAGGAGGAGAAGGAGGAGGCAAGAUGGCGGCGCGGCGGCCCUUGCACUUCGUGUUCAAAGUCGGCGACCGAGCGCAGACCGCGCGGUUCUAUCGGGAGCUGCUGGGCAUGAGCGUGCUGAGGCACGAGGAGUUCGAGGAGGGCUGUAAGGCCAGCUGCAAUGGACCUUACGAUGGAAAAUGGAGCAAAACAAUGGUGGGCUAUGGGCCAGAAGACAACCACUUUGUUGCGGAGUUGACUUACAACUAUGGUAUUGGAGAGUAUCGCCUUGGCAAUGACUUUCUGGGCAUAACCCUGGUGUCCAGCCAGGCUGUGAGCAAUGCUAAGAAGAUGGGGUGGCCCCUCAAAGAAGUCACAAUUGGUGUGUUUGAAACUGAAGCCCCAGGUGGAUACAAGUUCUACUUGGAAGACAAGGAACAGAAAAAACAAGAUCCUGUGCUGAAGGUAACCUUGGGUGUCUCCGAUCUGCACAAGUCUGUUCAUUACUGGUCUCAUUUGCUUGGGAUGAAAAUAUAUGAGAAGGAUGAAGAAAAACAGAGGGCUUUGCUGGGCUAUGCAGAUAACCAGUGUAGGCUGGAGCUGAAGGCUGUUGGAGGAGCAGUGGAUCAUGGAACAGCGUUUGGAAGGAUUGCCUUUUCCUGUGCCAAAGAAGAGUUGCCAAACAUUGAAGCACUGAUGAAAAAGGAGAACCAGAAGAUUUUAACGCCUCUGGUUAGCUUGGACACACCUGGCAAAGCUACAGUGCAAGUGGUCAUUUUGGCUGAUCCUGAUGGCCAUGAAAUCUGUUUUGUGGGAGAUGAAGCAUUUCGAGAUCUGUCCAAGGUGGAUCCCAAUGGUGGCAAACUGUUGGAUGAUGCCAUGGCAGCUGACAAGAGCGACACGUGGUUUGCUGCCCGGAAUAUGAAGAAGGUGUCUGCAUAGCUGGAGGAGGAGCUGGGCUGGCAGGUCAUCAUGCCUUGGUUUUCAUCUGAGCUGUGCUGUCCAUCCCAUGGGAGGGCUCAGUCACGUCCCAUGCUGUUCUGUUGGUUCCUUUUCAGCUUGUAUCUCUUUCAUUUCAAGCUCCUCUUUAUUUUCAAUCAAAUAUCAGGUGCAACUUCAGACGUGAGUGUAAAGCAGGGAGGAUGUUGGGCACGUGGCUUCCAACGCUGGAGCUGCAGGUGAAUGCCUCCUAGUGCGGUUGCACUUGAAGGAGAAGUUGCCAGGUUGAUUAAAGUAUCCAGAUCUGUCAUGAAUGAGCUGUAGCCGUCCUGACUGCAGCGCAGGGCUGAGAUUGGUGUGGUAGCAGCAGCUGCAGUGCCCGGUGCUGUCGGUCAGGCUGCUCGUUAUUGAUCUCUUGAUGAAAAGCAGCAGCAUUAGCAAUGCCUGCAAUGAAUAGUCUAAAUGGGAACAGUUCUCGACGUGCCGGUGUUGCUUUGGCGUUGAUGCAGUCAAUGAGUCGGGGUCGGAUCAGUGCUGACGGUGAUGCCGUUGUUGGAAAUGAGCCUUGAUGUGAAUAAAUUUUUAUGUGAAUUUUA
Messenger RNA from Coturnix japonica (Japanese quail), 1546 nucleotides. It is a transcript of the gene GLOD4, whose product is annotated as glyoxalase domain containing 4. The record is from RefSeq and is a predicted model, not a curated record. Lineage: Eukaryota; Metazoa; Chordata; Aves; Galliformes; Phasianidae.